ACCCAGUGGCUUCAGAGCAAGGAGGAAGAGGAGCAGAAGGAGGGCCGGGGCCAAGGGCAGGGGUUAGUGGAACGUGCCUGAGCCUUCUGCACUGCUGACACCACUCUGGACCAUGGGGGGCCGCAGACUGCCCAGAUUCAGCCUCUUCCUGCUUUUCCUCGGGCUCCUGGCAACCAACACCUCAGCCGCCCCAGAGCCACAGUAUAUGCUACUGAUCUCCUCCCUGCUUCACGCGGAGGUCCCAGAGAAAGCCUGCAUCCUGCUGAGCCACCUGAAUGAGACAGUGACACUAAGUGCCGUGUUGGAAUAUGGGACAGAGAACAGAAGCCUGGUGGCCAACCUGGUGGACGACCUGGUGGCCAACAAGGACACGUUCCACUGCAGCCCCUUCACGCUCCCGAGCUCGCCGGUGUCGGAGACAGUGGCCUUCCUCAGCGUGCGGGUGAAGGGCCCCACCCAGGAGUUCAGGAAGCGGAAGGCGGUUCUGGUGAGGAACAUGCAGAGCCUGGUCUUCGUUCAGACAGACAAACCCAUCUACAAGCCGGGACAGACAGUGAGAUUCCGAGUGGUGUCUGUGGACGAGGACUUCCAUCCCCUGAAUGAGACGGUUUCCGUUCUGUACAUUGAGGACCCCAAGAGGAACCGCAUCGCUCAAUGGCGAGACGUGCGGCUGCGGGAUGGCUUCGGCCAGUUCUCCUUCCCCCUCUCGUCAGAGCCCUCCCAGGGCCAGUACAAGGUGGUGGUGCAGAAGGAGUCGGGGGCCAGGAAGGAGCACCCUUUCACUGUGGAGGAGUUUGUGCUACCCAAGUUUGAGGUGCUGGUGAAGAUGCCCAAGAAAAUCACCAUCCUGGAUGAAGAGAUUGCAGUGUCCGUCUGUGGCAUAUACACCUAUGGGAAACCUGUCCCUGGCACGGUGACCUGGAGCGUCUGCCGGCGGUUCUCUCAAGGACAAUCCGAGUGCUACGGCAAAGAGUCGGAAGCCAUCUGUGAGGAGUUCAGCCAGCAGGCGGACAGCCAGGGCUGCGUCUCCGGAGUGAUAGAGACCAAGUUAUUCCAGCUCAAGCAGCAAGGAUUUCUGAUGAACAUCGAAGCCGAAGCCACGAUCAGAGAGGAGGGGACGGAGUUGGAGCUGAGCGGAAGAGCCGUCUGCGAGGUCACCAAAACCCUGAGCAAGAUCACCUUCGAGAAGGUGGAUUCGCACUUCCGUAGGGGGCUCCCUUUCUUCGGGCAGGUGCGCCUGCUGGAUGGAAAGGAUGCCCCCAUCCCGAAUGCGCUGGUCCAGGUCUCUGUGGAUGCGACCCACCACCUCUCCAAUCACAGCACCGAUGAGUACGGCCUCGUGCAGUUUUCCAUCGACACCUCCAACUUCACGACUGCCCCCAUUUCGGUCAGGGUGACUUACAAAGACUCUCCGGUCUGUUAUGACUACAAGUGGCUCUCAGGAAACCACGAGAGCGCAGAGCACAAGGCCAAGCACGUCUACUCCGCCAGCCAGAACUACAUCCGCCUGGAGCCCAUCUCUGACACCUUGGUCUGCGGGCACCAGCAGGACAUCCGCGUCCACUACAUCCUGAACGAUGAGGCGCUGGGGGAGCUGAAGGAGCUGCUCUUCUACUAUGUGAUCCUGGCCAAGGGCGGUAUUGUGAGAGCAGGAACCCACGUGCUGCAGACCAGAGGCAACAAAGGGUCCUUCUCCGUGGAACUUCUAGUGGGACCAGAAAUUGCUCCCGUGAUGCGCUUUCUCAUCUACUCCAUCUUGCCUGACGGGGAAGUAGUAGCUGAUUCAGAGAAAUUCAAUAUUGAAAAAUGUUUUUCCAACAAGGUGGAGCUGCAGUUCUCCUCAAUCCACACCCUUCCGGGUUCGGGGGCCCGGCUGAGGGUCACAGCCUCACCCCAGUCCCUCUGCGCCCUCCGUGCGCUGGACCAGAGUGUCCUGCUCCUCAAGGCCGAGGCUGAGCUCUCCCCCAGUUCGGUGUACAGUUUGCUGCCUGAGCAAGAUCUGGAGGGCUUCCCUGAGGGUCUGAGGAACUUGGGCAAUGACCUCAGGAACUGCACUAAGGUCCAGCCCAUCAUUGUCAAUGGAAUACCCUUCUUCCCAAUGGAUUCACCAGAUGAAGAUGAUGCUUAUAGCUUCCUGAAGAAUGUGGGCUUGCAAACACUCACCAAUCUGAAGAUCCAGAAGCCCCAAAUCUGCCAGUUAACUGUGGAAAAAAUGCGACAUCUAGCGAUGGAUUCCCUCAAAAAGAUGGACUCCGAAAUGUCCUGGGAGAACGAAGUCUCCUGGGAGUCGUCGGUUCAGGCGGAGACUGUGAGAAAGUACUUCCCUGAGGCCUGGAUCUGGGAGCUGCUGGUGGUAGACACCUCAGGCCAGUCAGAAGUGGCAGUGACCAUCCCCGACACCAUCACCGAAUGGAAGGUCGGGGCCUUCUGCCUGUCAGCGGCCACGGGACUCGGCCUCGCCCCCACAACCUCCCUCCGUGCCUUCCAGCCCUUCUUCCUGGAACUCACGCUGCCCUACUCCAUGGUGCGAGGAGAGGGCUUCCCGCUCAAGGCCACCGUCUUCAGCUACCUUCCUGGCUGCAUCCGGGUCAGCGUGCAGCUGGAGGCUUCUCCGGACUUCCUGGCGGUUCCCAUGGAGAAGGGCGCAUGCUCUCACUGUAUCUGCGGGAGUGGGCGCCUCACCUUGUCCUGGAUGGUAACUCCUUCAUCCCUCGGGGAGGUGAUGUUCUCGGUGAGCGCAGAGGCCCUGCAGUCCCCGGAGCUGUGUGGGAACGAGGCGGCCGAGGUUCCCGAGGUCGGACGGAAAGACACGGUCAUCCGGACACUCCUGGUUGAGCCUGAGGGGAUCGAGAAGGAGGAGACAUUCAACUCACUGCUGUGCGUCAAAGGGGACGAGGUGUCGGAGAAGAUCUCCCUGCAGCUGCCUCCAAACACGGUGUCAGGGUCAGCCCGGGCGUCCUUCUCCAUCCUCGGGGACAUCCUGGGCUCCGCCCUGCAGAACCUGCAGAAUCUCCUCCAGAUGCCCUACGGCUGCGGAGAGCAGAACAUGGUCCUGUUUGCCCCCAACAUCUACGUCCUCAACUACCUGAACAAGACCCAGCAGCUGACCCCGUCCAUCCGGGCCCAGGCCAUGGGCUAUCUCAGCAGUGGUUACCAGAGACAGCUGAAUUACAAGCACCAAGACGGCUCCUACAGUACCUUCGGGGAGCACCAUGGCAGCAGUCAGGGCAACACCUGGCUGACCGCUUUCGUGCUCAAGGCCCUGGCCCAGGCUCGGGCACACAUCUUCGUGGAUGAGGAACACAUCUCCAGUGCCCUCCUCUGGCUCUCCGGAAAGCAGAAGGACAACGGCUGUUUCCUGAGCUCUGGGUCCCUCCUGAACAACGCCAUCAAGGGCGGGGUGGACAAUGAAGUGACCCUCUCCGCCUACAUCACAACUGCCCUCCUGGAGAUGCCCCUUCCAGCCACGCACCCCGUGGUCCGCAACGCCCUGUACUGCCUGGAGACGGCCUGGAGAGCCAUGGCUGGGAACCCAGACAGCCACGUCUACACCAAGGCCCUGCUGGCCUACGCUUUUGCCCUGGCAGGGCACGAGGCUCAGCGGAGGGAGGUGCUGCAGGCGCUGGACCGGGAUGCCGUGAGAGCAGGUGGCUCCAUCCACUGGCAGCGCUCCGGGCAAGCCCCGGCAUCCAUCCAGCCACAGGGCUGGGGCCGGGCUCCCUCCGCCGAAGUGGAAAUGACGGCCUAUGUGCUCCUCGCUCGCCUCACGGCUCAGCCCGCCCCUUCCCCGGAGGACCUGUCCACGGCGGCCCUCAUCAUCCAGUGGAUCGCCAAGCAGCAGAACGCCCACGGGGGUUUCUCCUCCACCCAGGACACGGUGGUCGCUCUCCAUGCAUUGGCUCAAUAUGGCACCGCCACCUUCAACCGUGAGGGGAAGGCAGCAGUGACAGUCCGGUCCAAGGGUACCUUCUCCAAGGAGUUCCACGUGGAGGACGAUAAUCGCCUGCUAGUGCAGCAGGUGGCCCUGGCCGAGGUGCCCGGGGAGUACAGCGCGACCGUGACUGGGGCCGGAUGUGUCUACCUGCAGACGUCCCUGAGAUACAACAUUGUUGCUGGGCAAGGGAAGUCUCCAAUCGCUCUCCAGGUGCAGACUAUACCGCAGAGCUGUAGUGAAGUUGAAGCUGAAAAAACUUUCCAGAUCUCCAUCAGUGCCAGUUACACGGGGAGCCGUCCAGCCUCCAACAUGGUCAUUGCUGAUGUGAAGAUGGUGUCAGGGUUCAUCCCACUGAAAUCCUCCGUGAAAAUGCUCCAGGAAUCCAAUCACGUCAGCCGAACAGAGGUGACCAACAAUCACGUCCUGAUUUACCUGGAACAACUGACCAACGAGACCCUGAGCUUGACCUUCACCGUGACCCAAGACGUCCUAGUGCAGAAUCUGAGACCGGCGCCCGUGCGAGUCUACGACUACUACGAGACGGACGAAGUUGCCAUUGUGGAAUACAGUGCUCCCUGCAGCACAGAGACCGAAGCAGGAAACGCCUGAUGAACGUGGCCAGCGUCUGACUGGAUUUUUGGUACUGGCCCUCCUAAGACUGAAGACUCAUUCAUGUUUCUCUCUCCAAUGAACAGUAUAAAUAAACGUAAUUCUGAUCAACCUCACA
Messenger RNA from Ornithorhynchus anatinus (platypus), 4661 nucleotides. Its product is annotated as alpha-2-macroglobulin. Gene Ontology annotation, cellular component: extracellular region. The record is from RefSeq and is a predicted model, not a curated record. Bases 113 to 4543 code for a protein of 1476 amino acids. The transcript is spliced from 36 exons. NCBI's taxonomy places the organism in Eukaryota, Metazoa, Chordata, Mammalia, Monotremata, Ornithorhynchidae. Gene Ontology annotation, molecular function: endopeptidase inhibitor activity.